UUUGAUUCACUCUCUCCAUUGGAAACACAAAUUCUGCCUGCCUUUCUAUUUUGGACCCAGCCCUGGAUUUCUUGAUAUUUCUAUUUCGCGUGUAUAUGCUGCUUGUUCUUACCUUCUGUGUUGAUUUUCUCCGUACAUAACAAAGCUUGGAAGUUUGAGCUUCUUGAGGUUUAGCAGAUUCUUGGUUCUGGAGAUCACUCAGAUUGUAACCACUUACACUGGAGGACAUCGGAGUUGUAGAUCCGAGAGUUCUAUGUAUGAGACAGUGGACCGAGAUAGAGGUAGAAUUAAGUCCAGGGAUGAGUCUAGAAGUCAAAGAAGGGAUGACUCUGGAAGUGAAAGGAGGGAGGCAAAAUGGAGCCACUACUCGGAUAGAGAAGAGCCGAGCCAUAGGGGUGUAUCACAUAGUCAUGAUAAGGAAUACGAUGAAAAGUAUGGACAAAAACGAAACAGAUACGAAGGUUCCAGGACUCCAGGCAGAUCUGACUGGGAUGAUGGGAGAUGGGAAUGGGAAGAUACACCUCGUCGGGAUAAUCGUUCUUAUAGCAUCAGGCACCAUCAACCUUCACCUUCCCCAAUGUUAGUUGGGGAGUCACCCGAUGGACGACUGGUUUCCUCAUGGUUGGGAGGGCAUACUCCUCAUUCUGCUGAACCUGCUGCAUCUCCCUGGGACAGCGUGCCUCCUUCUCCAGUACCCAUACCGGCAUCGGGAUCUUCAGUUAGAUCUUCAAGUUCUUGAUAUGGUGGAAAGUCGCAUCCACUUAAUUUUUCUGCCGAAAAUUCCCAACCGUCUGAGGUAUUAUAUUUCUCAUCUUAUCCGAGCUUUCCUUUCCUUAAAGAUAUCCUGAAAAAGGAAGAAACGUACUUGGCCAGAUAUCAUUUUUGUGUUCAUCUGCAAUGCAUUUUAUUUAUCAGCUACGGGAACGUGUUUGAAAAAAAUUGCUCUGUCCUUUUGGUUGUAUCCAGGAUGGAGAAGAUAGCACAAGUUAUCUGUCUAAAGGCCACAAUCAAGAGAUAGCUGAAAGU
Molecule: messenger RNA, 1026 nt
Organism: Ilex paraguariensis (yerba mate)
Lineage: Eukaryota; Viridiplantae; Streptophyta; Magnoliopsida; Aquifoliales; Aquifoliaceae
Source: the annotation of a GenBank genome assembly